Aspergillus versicolor CBS 583.65 is the source of this 1149-nucleotide messenger RNA. RefSeq lists its product as uncharacterized. Gene Ontology annotation, molecular function: pyridoxal phosphate binding; transaminase activity. Gene Ontology annotation, biological process: amino acid metabolic process; biosynthetic process. The record is from RefSeq and is a predicted model, not a curated record. The coding region runs from base 1 to 1149 and encodes 382 amino acids. The transcript has 8 exons. Lineage: Eukaryota; Fungi; Ascomycota; Eurotiomycetes; Eurotiales; Aspergillaceae.
AUGCUAUCUUCACGCGGAAAAAAGAAUGCGGACUCGUUCAACAUCCCUUGGCGCUUUGCUGUUUCGCCGACCUAUAACAAACAAACUAACCCCGAUGGCCUCAUCUGCUUCGGAAUGGCAGAACAUGGCCCAGUCCGGACUGAUAUCGCGGAGUACAUAAACAAUAAGGUCAAAUUCACGACCAACUCGGUCUGUUAUGGCUCAUGGGCAACCGAGCACCCGCUCCCGGCUGCUGCCGCGGCCCAUCUAAACAGGUACUUUAACCCUCUCACGCCGGUAGAGCCUGAGAUGGUUGUCAAAGUGAACGGAUGCUCGGCGGCCGGGAACAUGCUUGCCUAUGCGCUUGCUGAGCCCGGCGAUGGUGUCCUGGUGAGCAGGCCUGUGUAUGGGCGGUUUGAGCUCGACUAUGGAGUUCAGGGUGGCGUUGAGAUUGUGUACGCGGAUACAGAUCCCUACGAGGCGUUCUCGCUGGCUUGCAUUGAGAAGUAUGAGAAAGCCCUACAAGAUGCACAAGCAAGAGGUGUGAAGAUUAGGGCUUUGGUUUUGGUUAAUCCGCAUAAUCCUGUUGGCCGCUGCUACCCGACAGAAACGCUCAUAGAGAUUCUGAAGUUCUGCAACAAGCACCAAAUUCAUCUUAUCAGUGACGAGAUCUAUGCGCUGUGUGACUUCGCCUCAGGGGGUCUGCAUAUCGGCUUCAUAGUCUCUCGUAACGUCGAGCUCCGUCGAUCCUGCUCAGCAAUGCUGAGAUUCCACAGCAUAUCCUCGGCGGCCGAGACAAUAGGAGCUACAAUUCUGCAAGACGAAGAAUUCGUAUCCAAGUUCACUGAGAAAUCCCUUCGAGAUCUAGCUUUCUCAUAUGGAAUAACCACGUCAGUUCUCGACGAAGAGGGCAUCAAUUACGUUAAAGGAGGAAAUGCCGGGUUCUUCGUUUACGUAGAUCUCUCGCCAUACUUACCAAAAGAUGAUUCGUUGUCGGGCCAGGAACGGGAAUUCGCACUCGCUCAGAGGCUCCUCGAUAAUGGGCUAUUCUUGCACCCAGGUGAGGAGCAUUGCAAGGACCUGGGCUGGUUUAGGCUUGUCUACUCCCAUGACGAGGAUUUUCUGCGGGAGGGUUUGAGGAGACUUGUCAAGACCGUGAAAUCUCUCUAA